Brassica oleracea var. oleracea is the source of this 686-nucleotide messenger RNA. RefSeq lists its product as uncharacterized. Bases 302 to 544 code for a protein of 80 amino acids. The record is from RefSeq and is a predicted model, not a curated record. Lineage: Eukaryota; Viridiplantae; Streptophyta; Magnoliopsida; Brassicales; Brassicaceae. The transcript has 3 exons.
AACAAUAAUAUCAAAAUAUCUAAAAAGUUGCGUGUGCCGACCAAUAAAAGAACAAAGGUUUAGUUGCUUACUUGCAGAGUCUUGAAUAGAGAGCAUAGAGGUGAGAUCCCAGCAAAGUCUUCGCCUUUCAACCUCUGUGGUGGACUGUUGAUUUCCUUGUCGGCUUUGGACAAGAGAGUGAGGUGUGUGUUUUGGACCAACAGCAAAUGGUUCUAGUUGCAUAAAAGCUCAAGAUUGUGUGCCUUUUCCCUCCUUUUAAAACCCAAAAAAACUGCUUUAGCCUCGUCAACAUUUUAAAAAAAUGCAUCUGUGGCCAUCAUUGAAACUUAGAAACUCUUUCAAGAGCACUAGCAAGAAGAAAUAUCAAAGGACUAACAGCAGCGGGCAGCAUAGUCAAAGCAAUCAACAGAAACUCCUAGAAUCUGGCCCUGAGAUUCCAUCUGGUAACUGGUUUUAUGUUGUCUGCGGAGAUCUUGCCAUGGUUCUCUCUUGCUGCUUCUGUUGUUUCUGCUGCGGAGCUUGCAUUGAUGAGGAAGAUAAUUGAUGCUAAGCUCCCACUGGAGGAGCAAGUGAAAAAAUACUUAUAGCUCUGUAUAAAAUACAGUUUCUCUCAAAAUGUAACAUAUUGUUUCUAUUGACUUUCUGAAUUCAUAUAUUUAGCUUUAUACAAUCAACUAUUCCUACUA